AUGCCAAGACGAAGCGGAGGUAGAAGUUCGAGCGGAGGACGCAUGAAUUACGGAGGAAUGAGGUCUCGUGGGUUCACAAAAACAGCCCCUCCAAAGAGAACGGCAAAGUCUUUUACUCCUCCACCACGAUAUGCUCAUCAGACACCAGGAUUUAUGGGAAUCUUGAUGCAAGGAAUGGCCUUUGGAGCGGGAAGUGAAAUAGCCCAUCAAGCAGUCCGAGGAAUUGGUGGAACUGGGUCUCACGAUGUUCAUCAGGAUUAUCAAGGUUCUCAAGCUCCUCAGGAACCAAUCGAAAAUCCAUGCAUUUCACAAAGCCAAACUUUUCUUGAAUGCUUGAAUAGCCAUACAGACAACAUUGGACAGUGCCAGAAUUCAUUAGAUUUGUUUAAUCAAUGCAGACAGACUUAUCAAUAA
Messenger RNA from Blepharisma stoltei, 414 nucleotides. NCBI's taxonomy places the organism in Eukaryota, Ciliophora, Heterotrichea, Heterotrichida, Blepharismidae. The record is from the annotation of a GenBank genome assembly.